UCGUCGUCUGGCUCGCUGGCUCUUGGUUCUUGAGUGGUAGGAGGUCCAGUUCCAGUCCUAGACCCAGAGUGUGUGUGACAAAAAAUCUUAAAAAAAACAAUAAAGAAGAAAUAUAAACAAGGACAGACCUGAAACAAUCGUAAAUUUAAAGCUCAGCAGGAUUGGCCUGUGGUGAAACCGUGUGUGUGCGACAUUAAUUCAAGGAUACAUUUACAAAGUCAAGGCGAGGAUUGGUUAAGAAUUUAACGGAACACAGGCCCCACAAUGCGCUUCUUUGUUCUCUCCACGCUCCUGCUGGCCUCUUUGGCCCUCUGCCAGGCCCAGUCCGCUGGCGUCGAAAUUCAGAGGCAGCGCCUGGUCAAGUUUCCCGAGGAGUUCGAGGCCAGUGCAGCGCCUCCCGCCUCGGAGAAAGCGGACGAGGCCAAGCGCAUCCUCGAGCAGAUAGCCAAGGUGAACGAGGCCUUCGGUUAUGUGAAGAAGCAGCCGGAGCAGCCCAAGCUGCCGCCGAUCCUCGACUCCAGCCAGUACCUGUUUCCCAAGCCAGCACAGCAGCCCUUCCACGCCCAUCAGCACCACUUUUCCGGAAGCAAUGGUCAGACCCUGCUCGAGCCCUCAAUUCGCGCCGUGAAGCUCACAAGGAAUGUGGCCCCAGUGAACUACAAUGUGCCGCCUAGAUUGCGACAGGGGCAGGAUAAUGCCCAAUCCAAGGAGCCGGAGAAGAAGCAGGAAGAACAAAAGGAGCAGCUUUAUUUCCGACCCAACCAAGUGGAGCUACCCAAGCCCAGUACGCCGCAGGAGGCCCAACAGCUGCCCGCCCACUUUGUGAUUCCCGUGCACCUCUACAAGCUGAACAAGGAGCAGUAUCUCAAGGAGCACGCUCCCCAGGAGUACCGGGUCAAGGGGUACAAGAUCGUGGGCGAUGUGGAUAGCUUCUAUGGCAAGGCCAAGGCUGCAAAGGCCAAGCAGAGCAAGACCACGCCCAAGUACCAUCUCUUCUUCCUGCCCCGCGAACUGGCCCUUAACGAGGAUGGAACUCCCAAGAGGGGUAACUCUACCACAACAACAACCACACGGUCUCCUGCUUCCCCUUUGAGCUUCAAGGACUCCCGCGAGAAGCUGAUGCACAAGCCCCAGAAGAUUCAGCCCAGCUUGGCUCCGGAACAGAUCAACCUGAACUCGGUGAAUCGCAAGAAAGUUGGCUCCACAGCGAAGCCGGUGCGUUUGAGUGGCAAGGAAGCCGAACAGCAGGGAUCGGUAUCGGGAUCAGUAUCAGGAUCUAUUAAGGCUACAUCUGCUCCUGUUGCUCUCAGCUCAACCUUGCCACCUUCCGGCGGUCUUCUGCCCAACCACAAUCGCUUGAAUCCCUUCCGCAUGCCCGGAAUGAACAUCGCCGAGAUGCAGAACCAAACCUCGACGGCCAUCAAGAAUGCCUUCCAGAAUAUAUUCAAGCUGCCAUUCCGACCACCGAUGGCAUCUUCGCCAGGAACGGGUCCCGUCAUUGUGGGCAGUAUUCCACAGAAGAAUCAGGGCCUCGAUUCCAUGGACUACAAGUGGGACGAUGACAACGAGGGCGGCGGCGAUGGCAUGUCGGAUGAUCUGGACACCGUGGAGAACACAGCGGCCGAGCUGCAGGACAGCAGUGCCUCCUCAGAGAAGCUCUUGUUCCCGCACAGGACGCACAACCUGGCUCAUGCUAUUGGCCAGGUGGCCACCGCCCAGCAGAGCACCCAAAAGCAGGCACUCCGCGAGGGAGGAAUCAUCAUUCAGCGGCUGAAGGUGCGCAAGGGUGGCAUUGCGAUCGCGGGACCAGGAGGCGUGGCUACCGCUGGCAGUGGCGGCACGGCGAUUGUGGGUCCUGGAGGCUAUGCUCUCACCCAUCCGCGCAGCCUAACCAUCGCGGGACCAGGGGCCAAGGUGAUCUCGAUACCGGCCAAUGUGGAUCUGAAGGACGCGCUGGCUCGCACCGAUCUGGAGGCGAGGAGUUUUCCGCAGGAGGGCAGGGUGGUGGCCACAGGACCGACGGUCUACUAUGCUCCUCCCACGGCGACCAUGGAGGAGGAGGAGGAGCAGCAGGAGCAGGGGGGGUUUUGAGUCUGAGGCUUGACCAGAUUAGUUAGGAACCGUAGUUGGUAUUGUCUAGUGUUCUAAUAAAUGUUUGUAUUUCCCAAAUCUCCGUGCUUUGUGCUUUCAUCUGUAGAUGUAUAUAUUUACUAUAACAUCCUGGUGACUAAACCUCAUGAAUCCCCACCUCCUGGCAUGCCAUAUUAACCCAUUAAUCCGAUCUGCUUCAAUAUCUUCCCACAAACUAACCCCCUUUUUGCUGUAAAUAUUAUCGGACUAACCGGCGGCUCUCUCUCCAC
Messenger RNA from Drosophila kikkawai, 2360 nucleotides. The record is from RefSeq and is a predicted model, not a curated record. Lineage: Eukaryota; Metazoa; Arthropoda; Insecta; Diptera; Drosophilidae.